ACAAGGCUAUCAGUUCUCUCUCUACUCUCUGACUCUCUCUCUCUCUCUCUCUCUCUCUCUAAUCGACUGUCAGAUUUAGUUAAAAAGGAAAGCCAUCAGAAUGAACACGCUGAUGGAUGCCGUGCAUGGCUAUGGUGUGAGCUCCACACAAUAUCUACAGACUCACUACAAAGACGCACAGGGCUGGUUCCUGUUCAUCUCCAUCGCUGCUGAUCUGCGCAACACCUUCUUCAUCUUCUUCCCCAUUUGGUUCCACCUAAGGGCAUCUGUGGGCAUCAAACUUAUCUGGGUGGCUGUGGUCGGGGAUUGGCUCAACCUUGUUUUCAAAUGGAUCCUAUUUGGAGAGCGGCCCUACUGGUGGGUCCACGAGACGCCAUAUUACGGCAACACAUCUGUGCCGCACGUCGAACAAUUUCCCAUGACCUGCGAGACAGGCCCAGGUAGUCCAUCGGGUCAUGCUAUGGGUGCAGCUGGAGUUUACUAUACCCUGGUCACCUCCAUCCUCACCAUCAUGCUGAGCAGAAAGAAGGCAUGUUCCACUAAAGCACUGUACUUGCGUGGCACCCUCUGGACUCUUUUCUGGACCGUUCAGAUCUGCGUUUGUCUUUCCAGAGUCUUCCUUGCUGCCCAUUUCCCUCAUCAGGUCAUCGCUGGUGUAAUUACAGGUAUAAUCGUGGCUGAAAUCUUCAACAGGCAGACGUGGAUCUACUACGCCAGCCUGAAGAGGUACUGCAACAUCACUCUGUUCUUGACCGUUUUCGCCGUGGGCUUUUACGUUCUCUUGAAGGCCGUGGGAGUGGAUCUGUUGUGGACUUUAGAAAAAGCUCAGAAAUGGUGCGUGAACCCAGCUUGGGUCCACAUGGACUCGACACCGUUCGCCAGCCUGCUGCGUAACAUGGGCACCUUGUUCGGUCUGGGCCUGGGCCUGCACUCGCCGCUCUAUACCGAGAGCAAGAAGAGCACCAGCGUCCCCUACAGGAUCGGCUGCGUGCUCAGCUCUCUACUCCUGCUCCACCUUUUCGACUCCAUCAAGCCGCCGACGCACACGGCGGCGCUCUUCUACCUGCUGUCGUUCUGUAAGAGCGCCACCGUACCGCUGGUCACCGUAAGCAUCAUUCCAUACUGCGUGUCUGGAGCCCUGAGUUUACCGAGCAAGAAACACCUCUAAAAGAACUCCUAAAAGACGACUGUAGUGAAAAUACAAACCCUCAGCGGUAUUUUCCAGCUCUCGUUCUUCACAGCACGUCUCAUCGGCUGUAUUGACUCGACCUCGAAGACGGAAGACGUCCUCGAGCGCCGUAAAAAGGCUGUUUAUUGCUCAGGAUUAUGAUGUUGUGUUUAGAUUACCGUUUUAUUCAAUCUCGUUACUCGUACCUUAGUGCUCUUUAAGUGGACUGAGAACAAGCUUGGCGUCUAGCCCAAGCACACAGACGCUUUUAGACCAGGUUCGUUUUUAAGAACUGAGAUGCAGUACUUUAUGACGGGGGAAUGAAGCACUGUGUCUUAUUUCACACAAUCCGACAGAAAGUGCUGCUUGUAUCGUAAAAUUCAUUAUUUGUGUCUGUGUGUGUGUGUAUAUAUGAAAAUGCUAGAGGCUUUCUGUAAAAUUCUAUUUUUGAAAUUGUUUAUUUUUAAUAAAAAAUUCCGAAGCGUGUGAA
Molecule: messenger RNA, 1658 nt
Organism: Tachysurus fulvidraco (yellow catfish)
Lineage: Eukaryota; Metazoa; Chordata; Actinopteri; Siluriformes; Bagridae
Product: glucose-6-phosphatase catalytic subunit 1
Exons: 5
Coding region: 101-1168 (355 amino acids)
Biological process (GO): gluconeogenesis; glucose 6-phosphate metabolic process
Cellular component (GO): membrane
Molecular function (GO): glucose-6-phosphatase activity
Source: RefSeq, a predicted model, not a curated record